UGUCUAUCCCCCUUCAUGACAGACAGACAUGUUGCAGUGCUAAAAUAGUUUGGCUCUAAUUGAGCCACUUUUCGGGGGUAUAUGUAUAACAUUCGCAAUAUUUAAUUCAAGGAACUUAAGGGCUUCUUUCUUUAUAGUGUACAGAACAAAGGAUUGGAUAUUUCUACUGAAUUAAGUGAUGUGACCUGAUGCACUGAUGCAAGAAACCCUUCAAAAUUACGCCAAAUUAAGUGCAUUUAGUGAUUUCAAAAAAGUUAAAGUGGAGUCGCUGCCAAUAGAGCAGCAUGUAGUUUCUUCGCUUCAGGUUGUCUCCCCCUUUUUGACACAGUCUUUGACUUCUUCUCGAAGUGCUAGCAACGUCUUCAAGUUGAAUGAAAACCUGUACAACAAUGCAAGCAGCAAUUUCAGUAUUGUUUCAAAUCAAUAUAACGCAGACUACGACGCUCUGCUUACACAAAUUGCAUCUUCUUGCACCUCCUCAUCAAUUAGUGACACUCAGACUGCGGCAACAGGAUUUAGUCUUGCAUCUGUAGCCAGUUCAUCCGCCCGAAAGGGGCAGAAUCCUAACCAUCAGAGCCAGACUUUUCAUCAAACACCACAAGUUUCUGUUGCCCCCAGAGGUGUGAAGAGGAAAGUCUACGAUAACUCUGAAAGUGGAGGAACAGUUCUAGUAGGUGCUGCAAAGCCUAUUGUUGCAUCCACGAGCUUGCAAAAGAGCAAUAAUAUCCGUACACUUGCAAGUGGAGCAGUCGGAGCUUCCAACGGUGGCAGAUUGCACCACCAACACAGUAAUCUGAUGCAGCUGACAGAAGUGCACGCCAUUUCUAGUGAGGAUGAGAGCGGCACGGCCACGACCACCACCACAACCACCACCAAAAAGGCUGCUGCCAAUGCUAGCUCUGCCAACUCUGAGGGAGAUUACCAGCUAGUUCAGCAUGAGGUUCUUUACUCACAAACAGCUUCCUAUGAAGUGCUUGAGUUUCUUGGGCGUGGUACUUUUGGACAAGUCUGCAAGUGUUGGAAGCACCACUCAAAUGAAAUUUAUGCUAUUAAGAUCCUUAAGAACCACCCCUCAUAUGCUAGACAAGGACAGAUUGAGGUUGGCAUUUUAUCUCGACUUGCCCAGGAAAGUGCAGAUGACUACAAUUUUGUCAGGGCUUAUGAAUGUUUUCAGCACAAGAAUCAUACAUGUCUUGUGUUUGAGAUGUUAGAGCAAAAUCUUUACGAUUUUCUCAAGCAGAAUAAAUUCCAGCCUCUUCCACUGAAAUAUAUUCGACCAAUAACAUAUCAGGUACUACAUGCCUUGGGUAAGCUGAAAGAGCUUGGAUUAAUACAUGCAGAUCUUAAACCUGAAAAUAUUAUGCUUGUGGACCCUGUACGCUUCCCUUACAGGGUGAAGGUUAUUGAUUUUGGAUCUGCUAGUCAUGUUUCAAAGGCUGUUUGUUCCACUUACCUUCAGUCACGGUAUUACAGAGCACCAGAGAUUCUGCUGGGUCUACCUUUCUGUGAGGCUAUUGACAUGUGGUCUCUGGGUUGUGUUAUUGCUGAACUUUUUCUUGGUUGGCCGCUCUAUCCUGGCUCAUCAGAAUAUGACCAGAUUCGCUACAUCUCUCAAACCCAAGGUCUGCCUGCUGAGCACAUGCUGAGUGCGGCCACGAAAACCAAUCGUUUCUUUGUUCGAGACAAUUCAGAUGGAAGUUACCCCUUUUGGAGACUAAAGUCUCCAGAGGAACAUGAGCUUGAAACAAAAAUCAAAUCUAAAGAAGCUCGAAAAUAUAUCUUUAACUGCCUGGAGGAUAUUGGCCAGGUAAGGAGAAAAGAUAUCAAUGUCCCUACAGACAUGGAGGGGAGUGAGUUGGUUGUAGAAAAAAUGGAUAGGCAAGAUUUUGUAGAACUACUAAAGAAGAUGCUCACACUGGAUCAGGAAAGGCGCAUUACACCCAGAGAAGCUAUUGUGCAUAAAUUUGUGAGCUUAGAUCGCCUCAAAGAUUAUCCUCACACAAUUAUAUACAAAGCAAGUUUAAGUGCAAUGGAUAUUGCCUACAAACGCCCCCACCGAAUGAUAGACAGCAACUGCAGUAGUGUUAUGCACAGUGUGGUGCCUUCCUCUUCUGGAAAUUUUACUCUUACUUUUAACAACAACCAGUUCAAUAACCAGAUCAAUGCACUCCAUUCGCAGAUGUCUUCAUCUAACAGUCAUAGUCAGAGUGCUACAGAUUUACAGUAUCUCCAGUAUUCCAUUCCAUCUGGUCCAUAUCUUUCAUAUCAAGCUACACCUGUGGGUCAAGGCCUUGACCAGAGAGUAGCUGCAGCUGCUGCUGCAGCUCAGCGCUCAUCUGGACAAUUUGCACGUUCUGAUCCUUUUAGGCAGUCCUUGUGUAUGCCAUCUUUGGUAGUUCCUGCAACUUUGCCAGGGCUGAAUUCACCUGUUCGAUCAAGUGCGGUUUCCAUGGUUACUCAGCCUGCUCCUACGCUUCAGUUACAACCUCAGCUCAUUAGUCAGACAUCUCAGCUGACCCCUGUUACCAUGGUAGAAACUGGAAGACCAGUCCUCAUGGCUAAUGGAAACUGGGCAAGUUCUCGUCCUGUUGUGAUGGGUCCCUGGCCUUCACUAGCACCAGCUGCACAGCGGAUUCCUCAUUUGCAAGAAGCAAUUCCUCCUGAGGCUUGGAGACAGCCCAUCAUGGUUGGAACAGACACAUUCGAAUCUACACCUACAGCUGUUUUGCCCAUGAGCACCUCCAGCCAACAGUGGAACAUAGGAAUGGUUCCAACCUCUUAUUCUUUAACUGCUAGACAUCCCUCUGCACAGAGCAGCAAAAGGCCUACCCGUUAUAGACAACAUAAAGAAAUACCUUCAACUCAACUUUCCCCUGUGAAAAAACGAGUAAAAGAAAGCACCCCACCCAUGUCACUUAUUGACUCGCUAAGCUCUCACCCCGGAGCACAGUCAACAGAAGAAGCUACUCUGCUCCAUUUUGCUGAUUGGUCCUCCGCAUCCUCCUCAGCCUCCUCCCACCUCCGCCAUACCCUAUCCACUUCAUAUCCUCUUCUUCAAACUGCAGGAUUGGCUUCUUCAUCACAUGAACAUUUGCCUAGGCAUCCAUUUAUUGUCAUAAGAGACACACCCAGUCCUGUGCCCAGUGUCAUCACUAUUAGCUCUGAGAGUGAAGACGAAGGAGAUGGGCUUAGGAGUGGACGCAGUUGCAACAAUCGUCACCAUAGGCAUCACCACAGGCAAACACAGCAAGAAGCGCAGUCUGAUCGUUAUCUUGAAUUAAGAAAUGUGCCUCGUGAUGAAACUGACUCUGGUCUUAACGACAGUCAUACUUCUCGACUUGCACGAAGUGGGCGUCAUGAUAACACACUUAAAACAAGCCUUGGCUACUUUCCCACUAGCUUUUCAGAUUCUGCACUAGUCCAGACUUUCGUGGAUGAUAGCUAUUUGACAGUUGCUGAGGGACAUGAAUCUGACAAUGAAGAUAGCAUAGCAACAAAUGGGCACCUUCUAAACUCUGCAAAUAGCACAACUAGUCUAGCAGCAGGCAUUGCUGCAGCCAUGCCAUAUCCUUCAGUGAGUCCAAGUAGUAUUGGUGGUACUAGCAGUAAUGCCAGGCGUGUUCAGCAACACUGCCAUUUGCAUCACCAGCAGCCCCAUGUCCUCAACACAAGCAAUAUUAAACAUGAGCUUAUUGACAGGCUGCCAGUCUCUCAUAGCAUUUUCACACCACAGAGUUUUGGUGGUGCUAGCAGCAGUAACAGUUUAUCCCACUUACGCUUGUCUGAUGUCAGCACCAGUUCUUUUUUGCCCCGUAGUAAUGUUACUACCACUAGUAGCCAUACCAGCAGCAAACAACAUGCAAAAGUUAGUCCAUACAUGCCAAAACAGGAAAUGCAUGCUGUGGCAGAUAGGCUGCGAUGCCGGUCUCCAAAGAUUGAGAAACUGACACCUUUUGAGCUUGAGUUGAGUUCAGCUGCUGCGCAGGGAAAACUUGCUUAUGUUUCUCCCACUGUGAGAGCCCUUCCAACAGCUGCUGCUGCUAAAAUAUCAAUGAAUGUUGCUGGUGGAAACUUGUCAAAUGGUACCCAAGGUUUAACUGCUGCAUCUCAUCUGAGUGGUAGAGGCAAUAUGCGUCUUUGUGUACAGCAGGCUGGUGGAUCAGGCAUGAGCCAGUUGUCUCCUGUCCAGUUGAGUCAACCUGUUCUUUUAAAUACAGAUCUUAGCCAUGGAGAUUACCGGCGUAUGGCUCCUCUUCAUAGCUCUCCUUUACAUCAGUACUUGCUACCUGCUCAUCAACAUCAGCAGAUGACAUUGCCUUCCUCUGCUUCAAUCACACAGUUUGGUGCAUUUUCUCCUACAGUUGCACCUCCACCAGCUCAUCAAUCUCCUAGACAGUUGCAGUAUUCUUCUCACCCACUGCCUGCCCACAUGCAUCCUGUACCUGUGCUUCACCCACCAGGACUCACACCAACCUAUCCAGCCCAGAUUCACCCACAUUAUGCUGCAGCAGCGGCGGCGGCUGCAGCUACAGGUCCAGGAUAUUUGGCCUCAGCCGCACAAUCAGCAGCUCCUCCUGGGGUAUACGCAACAUACCAAAUUAGUCCUGUAAAAACACGCCAGUUUCAGUACUUUGCUUGAUGAAUCAUUUUACAAAAAAUUCUUUUACCACUUAUUAGUUAAACAUGAUUGCAUUAUUCAAGCAUUGCUUAUUUUUUUAUUCAAAUUCUUUUUUGGAAAUAAAUUUUAAAAUAAGUAACUUAUCUAAAAUGUUCAAAUGUUUAAAAAUGAAUCAAAUAUUUAAAAUUUUCAGUUAAUAAUUUGUAAAUCUUUUUAUUUCGGCUGCCUGAAGUAAAUAAUUCAUGGUUGUUUAUUUUAAAUUUUAUUAGGUUUUUAUUUUCAUUUUAUCCUGUUUGCUAUAACAAUGUACUUGAAUAUAUUUCUAUCCUCAAAAAAAAAAUAAAACUUGCUGCAAUGCAAGAUAGUUUUUUCUUAUAUUUGUCUAUUCAGUAAAGGAUUCUAUUGGUGAUGGGUGUUUUAUAUCUAUAUAUUCUAAGUAUAUGUCUGUGUAUUUGUAAUGUUGUCACAGUGGCACAUUCAUGUGGCUGAGAUAAGACCUCAAUGUUGUAUAUUUUGCAAUCAUUGUUAGAAAAUGUCUUGCACCAACUAUUGUCAAAGAUAUUUCUUAAUAUGAUUCAGGUUAAUUGUAUAAAGUUGAACUUGAAUUGCAAAUACACAUUGUACUAUUUUGAACAGCCCAUAUUUAAAAUGGUAAUUGAAAAUGAAGUCUUAUAAUUGUUUGUUGAACAUGUGAUGGCAUUCUUGUAAAGUUUUAUAUCUGUAGGAUAUUAAAAAGAAAGAAUUUUUAUAUUAUAGUAAAAAAAAAUUGGAUUUUUAAAGGUAUUGCAUAGUGGUAAACUGUUAAAUAUUUUAAAAGUUAGAAAAUGUUUGGUAUUUUUGCUUUUUUCAUAUGUUGAAAUGUUUAAUCAAAUAUUUUGAUCUAAUAAGCUAUUACAUUUUUUCAUUUUAAUAAUUUAUUAGUGUUAGAAACUUAAUAGUUAAAAUCAUAUGGGUGCAGGUGUAUGCAAUCAGAUACAAUAUUAUAUUUUUCAUUUCAUCAGUUUUACUUUUCUAUUAGGCAUUUAAUAACUUUUGUUUUUAAACAUUGCAAUUUAUAUAUUACGACUUUUUUUGUUGGUGUUGUAAUUAUUUUAGUGGGAUAUGGAAUUGUUGUUACAGAUUUUAUUACAUAGUUGUUAGGGUUGCAUGAAAUAAUUUGACAAAGUUUGCUUUGCUUAAUUUUAAUAAUCUACCCAAAUUAACUUUGGAAGGAAUUGUGUAUAGUGUUUAUUUGUUUUUAACUUGUACAGCAUUAUUUAUUUUUCUUUUUAUCAAAGGUGCAGCAUAAAUCACAAAAUUAUAGUCAGAAUGAUUUACAAAAGCUCACUCUUGCAAUUUAUGGAUACAAAUCCAAAUUUUUGAUAAACUGUACUGCACAAUAUUACAGUUUUUAUUUCACACAUUUUUAAAAUUGUCCUACACCUGUCUCUUAGACUCUGACCUACAAUCAAACAGUGGCUAACACAUUGUUCCAAAAACUCUAGUGUCAUGACUUUCAAGAAUUUGACAGAUGGGCAUUUUUUGUUUCUUUUUGCUAUUAACAGUGUAUGUGUGCCUUUUUCUGCCCUCUAGGGGGCUUCAAUACCAAUAUAACCUAGACAGAUUUUUUUCCCUAAGAUAUCACCUGUUAAAUAUUUAUUUAUAUAAAUAACUUGAGAUAUUUGUAUAUAUUUGUAUAAUAGACUUGUUGAUUCCAGCUUUUAUCACAUUCUAUGUAUAUGGCAUUAUUACAUCAACCAGAAGCCCUUGUUAGAAGAUGGUUUAUAUUUUUUUUUUUUUUUUUUUUUUUGCAAAACCUGUAUUAUAAUUUGUUGGAUAUUUGAUAAUACUAUUUAAUAAUUUGUUCAUAUCCUAGACAAAAUUUUAGUAAAAGAAAAAAUUUUUUUCUUCAAAAAUUUAAAUGACUUUAAAACCAGUAGUUUUAAAUUUUUCUUUGAUCUCCAGCUUAGAGUGGGUUUCAUUGUUUUAAUCUUUGUCUCAUGUUCUUUUAUAGCACUUCCACUGAAAUUUUGUGAUCAUUUCUUGUCUUUGUACAGUCAGUCACUACACAAAGCUUUUGUUAUUGUGGGCUCCUAAUAUAUGUUUGGCAGUUUUGGUGACUUAUGAACAAAAUAUCUGUUAACCAUUUAUAAAAAAAAAUAGAUUUGUAGUUUGUGCUUGUUUAAUUAACAGAAAACUUUUCAGCACUUAAAUGUGCCAUUGAAGUAUUUUUUCAUUGCAUGCAUGAUUAUUUAAAAUCACUUAGGAGUUUAAUAAAAUUAACCAACAGUUUUUUUUAACGUGAGCAGUUUUCACUUUUAUCUUAACAGCUUGGUAAGAUGUACAUAGAUUUGUGUGGGCAUUCCUUCACUUUUCAUUAAAUUAAAAAAAGAAGUAUGAUAGUUAUAGACACUUAUUAAUUAAAAAAAAAACAAUAAAAUAAAUUGCUGGUUAUUAAGGGAGCAUGGUUUUUAAUUAAUUCAUAAUCAAUUAGAAAGAUUGACUUAUUUUUUAAAUUCGUUGUUUGCUACAGCCAAUUAGACAAUAUUUUCUGCGUUGAGGUUUGGAAGCAGAAUUUGUAUUUAAAUGUUUUAAGAAGCACAGUUAAUGACAAAAAUACAUUAAGAAGCACAGGGAAUGACAUUUUUUAACUAGUCUUUAAGUUUUAAAAAGUUGCUUAAUAAAACAUUUUCAUAAGGGGUCAACUACCUUCAAAUUAUUUUUUUUAUAAACUCUUUUAACCAAGGCUGUCAAAGACUGGUCAAAAUCUAAGGUUGUAACAUUUGCUAGUUUUUGGAUGAGAAAUUGUCAAAACCAAAUACACUAAGGGCUAAAUCUCUUAUGCAAUUUUUUGUGUGAGUUAUAUAUCAAUUAAAUUUAAACUUUCUUAAACUUCCUGAAAUGUUUACAAAGUGUAGCAAUAUCUUAUUUGUACAUUAUCUGAAUCAUCCUUUUAGUGCAUUAUUGUUUUAGGAUCCAAUCAUCUCAUUAUUUGUACUGCAUAUUUAGUAUUAUUGUUAUCUUAAGUAGUUUAUUAAAUUAUUUUUUUCCUCUUCACAUUAAAUCACCUCCAUCCUCACAUUCCAGUCAAAAAAUAAAAUAAUUUAACAGCUGAUUAAAAAAUACUAACAGAAGCAAUUUUUCUUAAAUAAAUAAAAAUAUUUUGGAUCAUUAUUGUGUAAGAGCUGAUAUGUAGAAAGGAUUUUGAUGAACAUAUACAGUAGUAUUCAUAGUAGUCAGAAUUAUAUUUACUUUCAAUUAUUUGUGAAUCCUCUGCUUGUUUAUGAGAAGCUUAGAGAACUUGCUUUUAUUCUACAAGAAUAUUGUUUUACAUUUCAUUUGUACAUGUAUAAUUUUCAUAAAUACUUUAUAAAAUUGUAAUAAAAAAGAGCUUGGGAAGAAACAUAACUUUUUAAGGGAAACUAAUUAGAAUUUCUAGGAAUGGGAAAAGGGCUUGGUUUGUUGGGGGCUAAUUGCUUAUUUGACAACUGCAAUUUUUUGUCAGUAAUUAUCUGUUACUAAAAAUCAAUGCAACCUUUGACUUAAAUUGGUUUUCUUAAAUUGUAUACUUUUUAAAGCCAGCACCUAAUUGUUAAUUGUCAAAUCCACACCCUAAUUACAUUAUUAUAUUAAAAAUUUCAUUGUAAUUAUCCUACAUAUUAUAGUAACAUAUAUAUCAAUAAUAAUUAUACGACAGUAUAUUCUGAGUCUCAGUUCAGAGUCUUUAAUUUACUCUAAAACUGUUAAGUAUUAACAAUCUAAAAAUAAAAUUUAAACAAUCUAGUUAGUUAAAAAUUGUCCUAACUUUAAUGAAGAAGAAAAUUUAAUUACAAGUAGAGGUUGCUCUAAAAAGUUGCAUUUAUAAGCUGAAUGAAUGAAAAGAUCUGAGACUAAUCCUACUUGAUCUAAAACAUGUAAUCAUUUAUCUGUGAAGAGUAAAAUAAUUGUACAGUUAAAAACUGCCAUGUGAUCAGACUUUAUGUAUUUUUAUUUUGUCUCAAUAGCCCAGGUGUAUGAACAAUAUUCAAAACUGGUUUGGAUACAAUUUAAUACAUUUUCCCUCCUGUAUUUUCCAUAUGCUUGUAAUAAUCUGCAUAAAUCGGGUACAUUAUAAUCUGUAUAUAUUAUGUGAUCCAUAGAUAUGUAUUGUGACAUUAAAUUGUAUGUUAUAUAACAACUUUGACAAUUGCUGCUAGAUGGUAUGUCUUUGUGUGCUAGAACUAAUUAAAUAUGGUCUUUUACGUUGUUGGUCCUGUACUAAUUAUCUGCCAUGAUUUUUUUAAACACUGUCUGUUUAUCAGAUUAUUGGUGUUAAAGCACUUUUUU
This is a messenger RNA of Physella acuta, 8923 nucleotides long. Its product is annotated as homeodomain-interacting protein kinase 2. Lineage: Eukaryota; Metazoa; Mollusca; Gastropoda; Physidae. Gene Ontology annotation, molecular function: protein tyrosine kinase activity; protein serine/threonine kinase activity; ATP binding. Gene Ontology annotation, cellular component: nucleus; cytoplasm. The record is from RefSeq and is a predicted model, not a curated record. Gene Ontology annotation, biological process: peptidyl-threonine phosphorylation; peptidyl-serine phosphorylation.